Zerene cesonia (dogface butterfly) is the source of this 1211-nucleotide messenger RNA. It is a transcript of the gene Tango2, whose product is annotated as transport and Golgi organization protein 2. The record is from RefSeq and is a predicted model, not a curated record. The transcript has 6 exons. Lineage: Eukaryota; Metazoa; Arthropoda; Insecta; Lepidoptera; Pieridae. Gene Ontology annotation, cellular component: Golgi apparatus. The coding region runs from base 322 to 1158 and encodes 278 amino acids. Gene Ontology annotation, biological process: Golgi organization; protein secretion.
AAUUUAUAAAUUUAUUACUUACGUACUCUGUGAGCACGACAUAAUAUUACUAAGUACUAACACUUAUUUGGGUGGAUACAUCUCGGGACACUGUUCAUUGUUUUUAAACAAUUUGUACUCUGGAAUUUGAUCAGGUCAUCAAUAAACAAUGAUGAUAAUGAUUAUAAUGUAGAUAUAACAUGCAAGAUAGCAAAAUUAUAUUAAAAGUUACAUAACUUUGAGAAUAAUUUAGUAAGUUUUUAGAAGAUAUAAAUAAAUUAAUGCUAAUCAUUUAUUACGCAUAGAUCAGCGCAUAUAAUAUAUACAGCUUGCGUACUAAGAAUGUGUAUACUAUUUAUUUACAACGCCUUUGAUGAUCAUGAAAGUGACUACAGUUUAAUAAUAGCUAGUAACCGAGAUGAAUACUAUGACCGUGCGACAAAAAAUAUGUGCUCAUGGGAAGAACAUCCACAUGUUUAUGGUGGGAGGGAUAUGGAAGCAUCAUGUCAAGGCACCUGGUUAGCAUAUUCAACAUUGCAAAAUAAAGUUGGAGUCUUACUCAAUUUGCCUGGUGUUAAAAAAGUAAAUGCCAAAAGCAGAGGUAAAAUAGUAGCAGAUUAUGUUGCAAAUAAUUUAACAACCAAUUCUUAUAUACAAACUAUACAAAAUUAUGUUCAAGACUGCAAUGAGUUUAUAUUAGUAGCAAUAGAGUUUAGGAAUACAAAGCCCAUGAUUCAGUCAUAUAAUAAUGCUACAAAUGAAUUAGAGAAAUGGGAUGAAGCUUGUGUAGGUUUUUCGAAUAGCCUCCCAAAUAAACCUCUGAAAAAGGUAGAUGAAGGGAAGAGAAAGAUGAAAGAAAUAUGUGAGGAUCACAAACAGCUUAAAAAUAAGAAAAUGUUAGUUGAAAAGCUUAUUGAUCUAUUGAAAUGGGAAGAGAAGCAUCUUCCUGAUCUUGAGCUUCAAAAGAAAAAGCCAAAUGAUUAUCAUUGGUUCAGUUCAAUUUAUGUUGCCAUUCCUCCUGUACGCUAUGGUACCAGAACCCAUACUGUGAUGCUUGUUACGAAGACUGGACAUGUGGAUCUUAUAGAAAUAACUUUACAGUCACCAGUUGAUAUUUCAAAGCCAGAAUGGGAAAGAUGCCAUUUUCAAUUUAAUAUGAAACAUGAUAAUGAGAUGUAAUAUAAAAGAAUGAUAAAUUAAGAAAAAACAUGAUUACUUUCUAUUUUAUUUUU